AUGGCCGACAUGACCCUGCCCUCGUCCUUGCUGCAACCGCGCGACGACAAUGAUGCAGAUUCGAUUCUUUCCAUCCUCGGACGUAUUCAUGACGAGCGGGGCCACUUUCGACACAUCACCGAGCAGAGCUUGCAGGCCGAGAUAGCUGCCAACGAGAACGACGAGGAAAGCUCCGAGACAGACGACGAAGACGAUGGCGCAGAGGCAGAUACAGCAGAGGAAAAAGACCGGCGAGAACAACUAUGGGUAGCCAGAGCUGAGAUGAGACAACACGUCGAUUCCGCACGCAAUGAAGCACUUAUCGCCCUCGAUUUCGUCUCCCUUCUCAUCUCCAAAGACGCUCCCAAACAAGCCGAUCUCACAAUGUCGCCCCAUUUGAAGCAGUUCAUCAAGCCUGGAACACUUGCCAUGGAUGUGUGGCACAACGUGCCGCCCAACAAGGACCAAGAGAAGGUGGAUGAUACAAUCGCUCGUGGCUGGAGGAUGCAGUCGCUGCAAGCAUCAGCCGAUUCAUUGCUGGGCGCUGCGACUCGCCUGGAGAAGAAUGUCAGAAAGGAAACACACUACUGGGAGCAGGUCCUGUCUGUCAGCGACAAGGGCUGGUCAGUAUCUCGUCUGCCUCGCGAGAAACACAACCUGGGCGUCCGAUUUGGCUUCUUAGAAGCUCUUGGAGAGUUCCGAGACCGUGGACUCGCCGCCCUGAGAUCAGACGAGGAUGGCAACGUUCUACUCGACAAGGGCGUUGGAAACAACAGCAAAGUUAUACGCGUGCGCAUUCGAAAAGGUGAUGAUAUUGUUGGUGUCUCGCAGAUGCCAAACGUGUCAGCUGAGUCGGAGUCUGCCCUCGAAGCUCGCAUUCGUCACGCUAGAGACUCGCUGUAUGAGGAAGAACUAUUCCAUGAAAUCAUCCGAGAGUCCCGAAGUCUGUCAUCAUACGGUGUUGACAUGCGUGAGUCGACCAUCCGUCUUCCAACAAGAUUAUCUUCGGUCGAGUCAUCAGCUGUCUCAGAAGCACAUGAAGUUUUGAUUGACUUGCUACCGCUGACCGACAUCGAAACAAAGGCUCAGAAAAAGCAGCCGGAUGAUGCCUGGGCUCAGGCCAUCGCACUGGCCCUUCGCCUGUUCCUUUCGUAUACACACCGCGAAAGACUAAUACACCGAUCCGAGCUACCUCCACCAAUGUCAAGCGCCAGGAAGGAAACACCUGUCGCAAGUAUCAUGAGGCCCGUCUUGACCUUGCUGCAACACCGCUCCGUGCUCACUGAUAUCGAUGCCUACCUCGAGCGUAUCAAGAAGCUUCUUGAUACCGCAUCCGUCGACACCUCAAUCGAGACAGCUGCAUUUGAUCCAGCACUCUUGAGAUCUGCAGAAACGAUCGAUACACUCAUGCAGAGAGGUCUCGCACCUCUGCACUCGCGAAUGAGGAUAUCAGUGAAAACAGCACAUCUACCCGAGGCGCUUGACUUUGGUAUUGAAGUACGAACAUCCAUCUCGCCCCCAGCCUUCGGAAGUGCCAUGUUGGUGACUUCACCAAUAGGACUGUCGCGAGUCGAGAUACCAGACAUGGAGGAACUUAAAGAUUACUUGAACACGGCAAUCGCGAACGCUUUGGGGCAUGGAAUCGUGGACAAACUGUCCGACUGGAGCCUCAACGAUAGAUGCGGCAUUCUCGGAAAGGCCAACAGUAAUGAUAAGAUCAGCAUUGAGGUCCGCGGAGCCAAAGACGCCGCGCAGGACGGUCUAGUACUGCGAACGCCCGGACAGGUAUUUGAGUGGAAAGUCGAGGACGACGAGAUGAAACAAAAGGGGUUUUGGGAGACGGUCAAUCAGAGCGUUUGGAACGGAGCAUAA
This is a messenger RNA of Aureobasidium namibiae CBS 147.97, 1851 nucleotides long. RefSeq lists its product as uncharacterized. The coding region runs from base 1 to 1851 and encodes 616 amino acids. Lineage: Eukaryota; Fungi; Ascomycota; Dothideomycetes; Dothideales; Saccotheciaceae. Gene Ontology annotation, molecular function: transcription coregulator activity. Gene Ontology annotation, biological process: regulation of transcription by RNA polymerase II. The transcript is spliced from 2 exons. Gene Ontology annotation, cellular component: mediator complex; core mediator complex. The record is from RefSeq and is a predicted model, not a curated record.